AGAAGGGGGGCGGGCUCAGGAGCAGCACACAUGAGUUGUCAAACAGGUUUGUCUUGUGCUGCUAAGUGGUUUCAAACACAUUCACACACACAGUUGUGGGUAGGACAGUGCAGUGUGUCCGUUGGGCCAACACGAGAAAACCAAGGAGAGGCUCAGGAGCUCAACAGGAGGAAGUGCAAAUGUCAAGGAACUAGAGUUCAACUGAGAUACUCCAGUUACAUCUCUUCAAAAAUGGAGUACAGCUGAUCCUGCACAGAGGCACAAAUAAAGGAAAACAUUGCAAUUUCUGCAGCUGCAAACAGAGAACGGACAAGGUACGACUUCCAGUUUUAGAAAAUGCCUGUGGAGACUCUCCAACGUCCAGUGAGGCGACCAGCGAGGACUGCUGUAGCUGCUACACCCCCACGCUUGCGACCCAAGGGGCCAGUGGGGCCAGACUUCUUUCGGCAAUGCCCCGCAGCAGAAGGCAGACCAAAGCAGAGCGCAGUGGAAAGGCUGGAGGCAGACAAGGCUAAAUAUGUCAAGAGUCAGGUGGCUCUGUCUAAGCAGCAGCCGGUCAGGCCUCCUGAGCUGCGGAAGCCUCUGCUGAGCCCCGGCACUGCCCUGCGGCCGACCAGGAAGACGCCGACCCAGGCUAAGACAAAGCAGGAGGGCGUCCAGCUCGACCUGGAGCACCUGAGUAACCUCAUCAGUGGUGUGAGCGACGGACCUCAGUCCAGCACCACUGUAAGCUCAGAGGACAGUAAAGCUCCUGAUGGUGCAACCACUGCACACAGCUCUCCUUGCCCCUCACCUGUAGAGCCACAACCCAAAAAAGAGAGGCCACGUCCACCUCCCCGUCCUGACUGGUCAAGUCCGGCUAAGGUGAGAUUAAAAGCCUCAGGACCAGCCAAGGUGGAGAAUCCAGGUUCUCCUGCGUCUCCUGCUGCAGGGACUGUUCGCAGAGUGGACGUCAUGCCUCAGGCCGGCCCUGUGAGGUCGACCUGCAGACCGGCUCAGUUCAUGCGGCAGCCCCUUCAGCCCAUACCUUUACAUUCCCAGUUUCCACUCCGCCCGGCUGCUUCACACCUGCGCCUCCUCCAGCCGAGAACAACACCAGGUUCUUCUCCUCUGAAAGCUGCCCCUGUUGUUGCUCCGUCGAAACCUGACAACCCUUCCUCUUCUCCAACUGAAACCCCUGCCCCUGCUCCGCCUACCCCCAACUUCCCUAUUCUUCCUCCUCCCUCCCCUGCAAUCACCCGUUUGUCCUCCUCCAGCUCCAGGAAACGCCCGUCUCUGACCCGGUCUAAAUCAGACAUGAGCGACCGGUACUCCAGGGCCGGGACAGAGCUGGAGCGCUUCUUCAACCUGUGUGGUCUGGACCCUGCAGACCUACAGGAGUUGACUGGGUCUAGUUCUGACAUCGUUUCCCUCGCCCGUUUUCGCAGCGUGAGUGCUCCGGGGUCUGAGUGCGCGGGAGGAGAAAAUGAAGAUGAGGAGGAGGAAGAUGCUGGCAACGCUACAGAGCGUGUCCCCUACGGUGUUUCUGUCAUUGAGAGAAAUGCAAGAGUCAUCAAAUGGCUGUAUGGGCUCCGUCAGGCCAAGGACAAUGCAAGUAAGAGCACCAACUUAUAAGAUGAUGGUGUUAAAUGGUCUAAAAGAUUUAAAACAAAAGUAAAAUUUCAACAUAUCAAAACCACAGAACGCAUGGAGUGAUGGGAUCUCAUGAUUAAACUGGUAGUAAAUUGAAAUGUAUGAUGUGAUGGAUGCAAUUUGUCUGCCAAGUAAUUCACUCUGAUUUGGUUGUUUUGAUUUGGUUUUUUGUUGUUUUAGUUCUUUCUUUCUUUUGCAAAAUGAGAAUUAUUUUGAAAUAUUUGUCACUAAAUGACAGAUUUGACUUUUCUUAUUGAAUGUUUUUUUUUUGUGAGUCUCAUAAUGGGGCUAUCAACACAUCACAUUCUGCUGUAAAUGGACGUCAUUAAAGAUUGAAUGAUGCAUCUUG
Molecule: messenger RNA, 1981 nt
Organism: Lates calcarifer (barramundi perch)
Lineage: Eukaryota; Metazoa; Chordata; Actinopteri; Centropomidae
Gene: fam110a
Product: family with sequence similarity 110 member A
Exons: 2
Coding region: 337-1614 (425 amino acids)
Source: RefSeq, a predicted model, not a curated record